Colletotrichum tamarilloi is the source of this 285-nucleotide messenger RNA. RefSeq lists its product as uncharacterized. The annotation marks the transcript as partial. The transcript has a single exon. The record is from RefSeq and is a predicted model, not a curated record. NCBI's taxonomy places the organism in Eukaryota, Fungi, Ascomycota, Sordariomycetes, Glomerellales, Glomerellaceae.
AAGCCCAAGAUUCAAGGGCAGACUCUGCGGAAAGCUUCUCGAGUGUGUUUGUUUCCCCCAAGUUUCUGCCUCAAGCGAACAGACGCAUCAGGGCCGUUGCGAGGACUGUGCGGCCUGCAAAUCUCGUGUUUUGUAGCUCAGCUUUGCUUUGCUUUGCUAUACAGUGAUACCGUCCGUUGUUCCAAGGUUGUACACACACAGCACCUCAGAGAGAUCCCUCUUUGCAUUGGAGCCUCAGCCAAGUCCAUUUCCUUUCACGGACUGCUGCGACAGCACACAAAGUGA